UAAAACGCACAGCCAGCGAGUACAGAGGGAAACGAUUUUUGGUGAAGAAUGUCACAAAUGGCUGUUAAUGAGGCUAAAAAAGUUCUGCGACGCGAGUUGAAGAAAAGAAUUGCAGCUAUGACAGAUGAAGCAAAACUAACGGAAUCUACUUCGAUUGUGAACAAACUUCUUCGAAUGGAGGAAUACAAAUCAAGCAAGCGAAUCUCAGUCUAUCUCAGCAUGUCUUCUGAAGUUCAAACCGAAGGAAUAUUGAAGGAGCUUUUCCAGGCAAAGAAGGAAUGUUUUAUUCCUCGAUAUAUUGGCCUAAACAUGGACAUGGUUAAACUUCACUCCAUGGAAGACAUGAUGUCCUUACCAGUUACUUCCUGGAAUAUACAACAACCUGCAGAGGAUGAUGAAAGAGAAGAAGCCAUCUCUUCAGGGGGACUGGAUCUUAUCGUUGUUCCAGGACUUGGUUUCACAAAGAAUGGCCUCCGUCUUGGCAGAGGAAAGGGUUAUUAUGACUCGUACAUCAUGAAGUGCAUUCAAACGUGCAAAAAGAAGCCGCUUUUGAUCGGUUUGGCUUUUAGUUCUCAGAUCUGCGACGACCUACCAGUCACAGAAAGAGACAUGCCUUUGGAUCAUGUGAUCACAAGUGAACCAGAUUAGAAAAUUGGCGAAUUCAGAGUAAUAUUAUUAAAGGGGAAAAUAAACUAAUCAAGAAAGAAAAAAUGAAAAUGUCACUCUCGAGAACUACAUUACACAAACGCUGGUAAUUUUCUUAUUUUGAAAAGCUGAUCAAAGACAGGCUUGCAAAAGUUGUCAAUAAGUCAGUGACAGUGUCGCCAUUCGGGACACAAAAGACGAUUUGCCACACAUGUUUAGUAUUCUAUUCAAGGGUUUGUGGAUGUAUUUCACUUAACUAAUGUUUUAAAUUGGAGCAGCCAUUUCUAAGUGUCGCAACUCAAAAUGUCGCAAAUUGAACACCUGCGCAGCCGAUAAAUUUCAUAUUCUCUUUUUGUAAUAGACAAACAACUAACCCAGGCGUGCAGUGAGAAGUACGCAUGCGGAUACCUUUCGUAGUGCGUUUUCUGAUUCCACGCUUCCAACGUGUUUGAUUUUUCUACCAACGUGGCGCUGUUAAUUUCAUAGUUCGGAAAUGUAUUAACCAAAUGCCAUUAAGAAAAACAGAUGAAUAGAAUGGAAAAUAAAUUAAAAUGAUGCAGCUGAA
Pocillopora damicornis (cauliflower coral) is the source of this 1210-nucleotide messenger RNA. Its product is annotated as 5-formyltetrahydrofolate cyclo-ligase. Gene Ontology annotation, cellular component: mitochondrion. Gene Ontology annotation, molecular function: 5-formyltetrahydrofolate cyclo-ligase activity. The record is from RefSeq and is a predicted model, not a curated record. Gene Ontology annotation, biological process: folic acid-containing compound biosynthetic process; tetrahydrofolate interconversion. Lineage: Eukaryota; Metazoa; Cnidaria; Anthozoa; Scleractinia; Pocilloporidae.